GUUAAAAAGCAGCAAUAAUUUUUCUCGUGCGUUUGCAACUAAAAAAAUUCACAAAAUAAUUGAAAAGUGUAAUUUUUUUUAAUUUAAACACAAGCAGAACCAGUUCAGAAUGCACAGAGGUGCAUUUUAUCGAAAAUUAAUUUGACCCAAAGUAAAUCGUUCCGGUGAAGUGAACUACUCAGAAAUAGCAGUUAAAAAUACAAACAAUACGCUCUCAAAUUGAUUUGAUCAAGAAAAUAAAAAAAAUGUCACAAAAAGAUAGGCAUCAAGUCUUCCCCUCCAACGGGGCACAAAUGUUGAUGAAAUCACGUCUAGUUGGUGCUCAAAAAGGUCAUGGCUUGCUAAAGAAGAAGGCAGAUGCAUUGCAAAUGAGAUUCCGGCUAAUUCUUGGCAAAAUCAUCGAAACAAAAACUUUGAUGGGUGAAGUUAUGAAGGAAGCUGCAUUUUCAUUGGCCGAAGCAAAAUUCACAACGGGUGAUUUCAAUCAAGUCGUUUUACAGAACGUCACCAAAGCGCAAAUUAAAAUCCGCACAAAGAAGGACAAUGUGGCUGGUGUUACACUUCCCGUGUUUGAAUCAUACACCGACGGUUCUGAUACCUACGAAUUGGCUGGUCUAGCUCGUGGUGGUCAACAAUUAUCGAAAUUAAAGAAGAACUACCAAGCGGCCGUUAAAUUGUUGGUGGAAUUAGCUUCGCUACAAACUUCAUUCGUUACACUUGAUGAAGUUAUUAAAAUUACCAAUCGACGUGUCAACGCCAUCGAGCACGUCAUUAUCCCACGUAUCGAACGCACAUUGGCCUACAUUAUUUCCGAAUUAGAUGAGUUGGAACGUGAAGAGUUCUAUCGUCUCAAGAAGAUUCAGGAUAAAAAACGUAUCGCCAGAAAGAAAGAAGAGGCCCGGAAAGCGGCCCUGCUGGAACAAGGAAUUGACGUGCGCGAAUCUGCCAACAUUUUGGAAGAAGAAGACAAUGACUUAUUGUUCUAAACUCACUUAAUUUCAUUAUCUUAUUCAAUCGCAACAAGUUCUUUUUUCAUGCAUUGCCAAUUACUCCGGCUGGGGUGCAUGCAACACAAAAACAAUAGAAUUGGAAUUUUAGAAAUGACAAUGUAUUUCUUUUUGUUUUUAUUUUUUGCCAUUCACAAAAGUCCAAAAUUUCGAAAAUAUAUAUCCAGCACCAAUAAUAUUGUUAGGCUGUUGAUUUUAAUUCAAAAACACUGUGCAAAAAAGUAUAAUGUACAAUAAUUAUUUGGGUAUGAUGUAAAAUGAUCAGUAUUUUAAUUGGCAAAACAUGUUCAUUAAAAAUAUAUAAAACCAUUGGUUGACCACUCGAUUGAGUAUUGAACGAA
Messenger RNA from Contarinia nasturtii (swede midge), 1348 nucleotides. RefSeq names its product V-type proton ATPase subunit D 1. Gene Ontology annotation, molecular function: proton-transporting ATPase activity, rotational mechanism. The record is from RefSeq and is a predicted model, not a curated record. The coding region runs from base 246 to 986 and encodes 246 amino acids. NCBI's taxonomy places the organism in Eukaryota, Metazoa, Arthropoda, Insecta, Diptera, Cecidomyiidae. Gene Ontology annotation, cellular component: proton-transporting V-type ATPase complex. The transcript has 6 exons.